Messenger RNA from Dermacentor silvarum, 11518 nucleotides. It is a transcript of the gene unc79, whose product is annotated as protein unc-79 homolog. NCBI's taxonomy places the organism in Eukaryota, Metazoa, Arthropoda, Arachnida, Ixodida, Ixodidae. The record is from RefSeq and is a predicted model, not a curated record. Gene Ontology annotation, molecular function: protein binding.
ACCGCCUGCGCCUGGGCUGGGCGACUUGAAACCGCUCGAAAACGCCGCGCCGCUGGCUCGCGCGAGCGUCGAAGCAACGUCGACGGGGACCCGAAACGAUCCGACAGCUCCGAUCCUUGGAGGCUGAGGCUCAGCCGCCGUUAUGCCAUCGCCGGGGUCGCCGCUGAUCUGCUAAAGCGCCUGGAAAAAGACCCCGCGCGCGCGACUAAUCCUGCGUUCUUUCUCGCCUCCAAACGAAACGACGUCGAGAUUAGUAUAGCUCAACAUGGGAACGAGAGCAGCCGCAUUCACCGCCAAGAUUCGUAAUCUACACGACUAUCAUACACGAAUUCUGCAUGGGCUCCCUCCCCUGCCGUCAGGGGUAGAUGUUGCCAACACAUUGAAGUAUUUUUCCCAGACACUACUCAGUGUCCUCAAAGAUGUACCGAGCAUUCCUCUGGACAUGAUCCGUUGUCAUGAAAAGGACCAUGCCAGAACAACAUUGUUUCCAAGUUUGGACUACAAGGCUCUCUAUCAUGCCAUUGUGCAAUUAGUGGAUGCUGUUCCUGUCAUACAAUCCGGAGCUCAUGCUCUUGGCUAUACGAUCCUGAACACUCUGGCAUGCCUGGUCCCAUUCUUGGAGCAUGAAUAUAUGGACACACUGCCUUACAUUGUGGCCUCAUCGAUGGCCUUAUUUCCGGCAUCCCUGCACAAGGACAUCGUAGACAUGCUCUGCAAUCACCUGCUACCUUACACUAUCACCAACCCAGUGGAUGCAGAUGCCCUUAAUUAUGCCAACAUGUCUACAUCAGCAGUUAUCAUGAUGGUGUUCCAGUACACAGAGAAUGUGGCAUACCAGACCCAGUUGCUGGAAUGUCUCAUGAGCCUCAAACGAGACAUUGUCAAGGACUUGCUGUGCGUGAUCGCCCAUGGCACGGCCAAGGCACGGCACCCAGCGGUGGAGAUGCUCUUCCACUACUGGCCCACUCUCAACCCCAUGCUCAGGGACAAGAAAGGGUUCUCAAUCAGGCACUCAGGAUCUUGCCCCAUUGGCUGGAAGCCACUGAUGUGUCAGCGAGAGAGUUGUGUCAGCAUCGAAAACAAGGAAGCUACAAGGCCAAUGUGCCUUGAUCACUCCAUUGCCAUUGCAUCGGGGGAGCGGCCACCGCCCCUGUUUGUGUGCCAGGGGUGUGCCGACCAGAUCCGUCGGGAACAUGGCCCCAACCACCUGAUGGACGUGCUGCUGCCAAUGCAGGAGAUUUCACUUCACUGUGAAAACAAGAACUGCAGUGGCCGGGAGAAGUCUGCCAGUGUGACCUGCUUCUCCAUGGAGUGUGCCAGCUUCAACGGCAACCGGCCCAUCCGCUACUGCGGUCAGUGUUUCCAGGGAAAGCAUGCUGGCAACAAUGAGCGUGCCAGCCAACACGUGGCUCUGCGGCCCAUCCCGAGUCCCUGGAGCAUGGAUCGUGAAACACAGCUCUACUUUGUUGAAGCCAUUGUCAGUCUUCUGAAGGAGGCACAGCCCUCGUCAGACAAAGGGGGAGUUCCUGGGAAGGAAUCAACGACUGACCGCCACUCACGCUUAGGUGGCCUACUCUCAGAAGGCCCCGAGGAAUCUCUGGAAUGCAUGGCCCAGGAAGAGCGUCAAUUGCUGAGCCGCUAUGGGGUUUGGCUCCUGGUUGGCCUCUGCACGCCUGAAGACAACACUCUUCCUGAAACCCUUGGCCGCCUCCUGGGAAUGCUCUUUCAGUGGUUCCACUACACUGCUUGCUUGCCUGAUGAUCAGACAGGAAAUUCGCUAGAAAGGCUUAAGACAGAGUACAUCCAUGGCUGGCUGAUGGACAUUGUACGCACCCACUUUGAUGUUUUUGUGUCCUGUCUCCUGCCUCACCCUGCAGAGUAUGCUCAAGUUGGAGGGCACUGGGAUAACUGGCCAUGCCAGACCGACCAGAUAAAGGAGGGGUUCAAGACACUCCUUUGCCUCGUUCCGUAUGACAUUAUCAACAGAGAUGUGUGGGAGUACAUCAUGCCACAUUGGAUGGAAGCCUUCAGAUUUGAAAUACCAGAGGAAGAACUUUCCGAACUCAAAAUCCUUCUCAGCAAAGUACUAGAUCCAGACCUAAGCCCUUUGGGGUUCAACAUCAAGCAGAUGUAUGGAUUCCUGACUGCUCGUUUUGAGAACACCACUGUGCAAGUACAGGAGCAAGCACUGUACUGGCUACAGAUCCUGACCAUGCUGGAGGUUCCGGUGCCCCUGAACCUGCUCUUCUCCAUGUUUUCCUCCGGGGUGCACAUGGGGGCACCACCCACCUCAAGUGAUUCGACUGCCAAGGAAGGACCUGCCCAAGUCACUGGACUCACGCCCAGGUUCCAUCCGCUAAGGCAGGACACCACUGGUACCAUGCUUGGUAGCCUUGGCCUGGACUGCGACCAGCUGCCCAGCUUCCUACCCGAAGACGCACCUCCUCGCGAGGAGAAGUCUGAUGCCGAGGUCACCCUCAGCUGCCACAUACUCAUGGUCGACAUACUUAUCAAGCAGCUAGAGCUUCAAGAGAUCCCCGCUCACCGGGGACUGGCCACGAGUGAGGCUCGUGAGAUCCUGACCCUGCUGCACGCCAUGCUGAGGUUCCCACGUGAACAGCACCAAUGUUGCCAAGCUGGCUGCGCCGGAGGUGCAGCUGGGGCAGUGCCCGUAGCAUGCCUCUUCUGUGAGAUGACCGCCAUCUGGUACCAGCUGGUACUGGCGCUUGUAGAGUUCUUCUGCCCCGUCAUGGAGGUUGCCAUGGCUGAUAUCCCCACGGAUCCAUCGAACAUGGCCAACAGCCACCCACCCAUCUCACCUAAGCCACUUCUCAAGGAGGAUUCGCAGAGGCCAUCUUCAGCCACCCCUCCACACAGGACACAGCCAACACUAGCCCCUCUAAAGGAGCCUGCGAUACCAACUGUCCCUGAAAGCCAAGAAAGUCCUGAAUCACUGGUGGACACUGAGUCAGUGUCACAGCCUGUUGAAGCGCAGACUUUAAUGACAGCUACCUUGGAAGAGUGCGCAGGCCACUUGGACACAGUGGCCAUCAUGCCCACAGAGCAAGUGGUCACUGCAUUCGCACGUGCUGUCACGCUCACCGAAGACGACGUUCCGGAGGCAAAGUGUACCGUCGCAUCGGCAACCCUGGUUGACGAGAACGAUCGUGCUGUAGUGGCCCCUGAACCGGCUGAAGACUCGUCAUUCUGGCACACUAGCCAAGGGAAAUUUCGCUUCACGAUUGAUGAACUGCCGCCUCAGCUCCGACUCAUCUACGUAUUGUUGAAGGAUAUGGCCGUGCAUGAGGAUGCUGAUGUUCUGUACCACCUGCUGACGUGCCUCAAGCUCCUCUGCCUGCACGCUGAAGUGCUGAACCGAGCUGCGCAUGACCACCGUGGAUUCCUGAUCUGGUGCCAAGAGAACCUCCUGGUUGCCAACCUUUGGAAGUUGCUGCAGGCAGAGUUCUCGCAAAUUGCACGUCUGUGUGUGCCACUUCUUCUGCACUGUGUAACACUCCCCAGCGGCAUGGACAUGUUCUGGAAAGCGGUUGAGGCGGACUUUCACAGCGACAACUGGAGGGACCGCUUUGCUGCUGUGGAGAAAGUGACCAUGAUAGCACACUUUGUGGAAUCCAACACGGUCAAGAACAGCCCACUGCUACAGUCGUCACUGGCCAAUGCGUUCUCCUACCUGGUCCACUGCCUGGACGACAUCCAGGCCUCAGUGGCUGAGAGGGCCCUGCUUUCACUGGACAGCAUCAAGACAUCAUCCCUCAAGCUACUGGUGUGGUGCCUGGAGGCGCAGUUUGACACGGUGAUCCUGGACCGGCCCAUGAUCCUUCAGACUGUGUUCCAGCUGUACAGCCACCUGAGCGAACGGCGCUUCCUCACGUGGGAUUUCUUCCUGAACCGCUUCGACGCCCUCUUCAUGGAGGCUCAGAUCAGCCUCGAGAGGAGUGGCGAGAUCAGCUACACUCGAGACCUGAAGAACAGCAACAAGAACAGCGAGGUGUUCCAGCGCAAGCUGAACCGAGCUCACGAGGCCCUGUCGUUAACACGAACUGGGCGCACACUGACAGCCAGCCUGGGAACCAAAUGGCCCUAUAAGCGUGCCAUGUCUGCCCCUGGGGGCAUGAUUUCACGCCAGGACAAGAUGAUUGUGGACAAAGAGAAGAUCUAUGGACGCCAGUCCUCAGCCCCUGUGCUCAAGAGGAAAAGCUCUCGGAUGAGCGCUGCUGGAACCUUUAGUGGAUACCCUUCUAUGCAGCAUUUUCCAAACAGCUUUUUUCCAGAUGGCAACCUGAAGGAUAUGAUGCAAGAGGAAGGCCACUUUCUGCAUGUUGUGCACAGGGUGAUGGACAUGGAAGACCAUGACAAGGACACACUUCAUCUUCUCAUCUUUCUGCUUAUGGAGUUUCUCUCUAGACCUGACCAGUCACACCCGACUGAGGAGAAAGCAAUGGCAAGGAACCAGCUGAUUGUUCUUCGACACCUGAACAUUCUUCUGGGAUACAGCCAGGCUGAAAAGGGUUUCCUGGUAUCACCAAACAAGUUGAGGGCAUCACCGGUGUUCAAUGCUUUUCUUGCAUCAAUGCCAAAAGUGCUGGACUACAACUUCAAGAUUGGCAAUAUACUGCUUAGCACGUGUAUGCCCGUGCUCAUCUACUGCCCAUCGCCACAGCGUUACUCCCAUGAGCAUGCAUCUCCCCGAUACUCACUGUGGCUACUUGACCCACCUGCGCGGCACUCCUGGCUCAGGGCUGUGCUUGUGGUCCUCUACAAGUUUGACUAUGGAGUGCUGCCUUUAUCAAGACAAGUGCAAAUGCUGGUGCGAAUUUUGCUAAAUACUCUGGAUGCUCAGAAUCACCAAUGCAAGAGCAUUCCAGAACCAUUCUUAAGUCCUGUUCCAUCACGUUCUCGAGAUCUAAGUACAGCUUCUGUUGACCUUGAAAACAUCCAAGAGCAUGAUGGGAGCACUCCCCUUGACCUUGGCCUUGCUGGAGAUGAGAUCAGGUUUGCGUUUGGGCCUGGUACUACAGCAGAGGCUAAAGCCAGCUACCAUAAGCCUCUGGUGCGUGACAUACAUGACACAACUGAAGGUGCGCGAGAGUUGCUGCGCUCUGGCAAGGAAACCGCAGACCGUGCACAAUGGAAAGCACUCAAGUUGGCAGACUUCAGCUGCUCCGGAGAUGAAGAUGAAGCAGAACCAGAGCUUGAAGCCAUCCCUGAGAGUCCCAAGUCUGAGAGUUCAGACAUGGCAGAGUUUGGAGGCGAGCUCGAGGCCCUGGCCCCUUCUGUGCCAAUGGCAGAGCUGGCAGAGCAGGCAAGAGUCAGAGUGGUCAAGGACAUUCUACCUGGACAGGAAUCAAUCAAGGUUGUUGAUACAUCAUGGCAGCUGGCAGAAGAACCAGUGCUCGUGGGCAGCACACCUGUUGAUUCACAACCCGUGUCUUUCGUGCCAUCAAGUACGGAUGGCCAGGACUCUUUGCAGGUCCACAUUGAAAAGUCAUUAGCGGAACCCAUGGAGAAACCCACACCAAGGUCCCCACAAGCAAUAGUUCCUGAGAAAGCAGAAGCAGAUGCAGAGACAAAGGCUGUCGACGACAGGUGCAGAGAGGCAUCGCAGAGCCCUUCAAUAUGGCAGAACUCUUCCAGUGUCCCGCCAGACCAAAAAACUGCCACAACUGCAGUUGCUGGCAAGUGUGGAUCUCCUCAGCCGAGGCCAGAGAUCCGCCUCCCGGACGUGCACCCGAGCGACAUUAAGGGCAAAGUUGCAGCUGUGAAGAAGGUCUUCGAAGCGAGAGCCACAUCAGACGCGGCGGCUGCUUUCGCAUCUUCUCGCAAGAAUGUAGUGUCCCUGGAUACUAAACUGAUGACGACACCGAAAGAGCGUGCCCUUCUCACCUCCAAGUCCACGACUGAUAUUGAUGAUGGAGAACAGACAGGUUCAGCACCACUAAGUCCCAGCAAGUCUCCCAAGCCUCGCAUCCAUCGCAUGGGGGCUGUCGACCUUGGCUCUUUGAGAGUCAAGGCAGGGUCGCCAAAGCCUAGUCCUCCCAAAGAUGCCACUUCCGCCGACGAUGCCCUCACAGUAAGCUGUGAAGUCUCCAAAGAAAGUGCCAAAAGAUUCGACAGCUGAUACUUGACCAGUAAGAUUUCACAAGAUUCAAGGUCUCACCAGGUGGUAAUGAGCCCCAAGAAGACAUCCUCGGAGCCAACCACACAGCCGAAGUCACCUGGCGUGUAUGUGAAGGAACCGGCGACUGCCCAACGGUCCCUUGACAUGCUGACCGCCAAGCUGCGAAGUGCCGUGCCGAGGGAAACCGUUCACAGGACCAGGUCGGAGAGCAGUCAGGUGACAGUGCCAAGGCCACUGCCACCGGCCUGCAAUGUGCCACGGCAACAUGGUCCCAUUGUGCUGGAGCCACUCAUGGUAAGGCCAACUCCAGAGCGGCUGCUGCCCAUUGGCCCACAGCCCAAGGGUUCCAAGCCGUUCAUGCCCAAGCAGCUCUCAAUGGGCAGCCUUGGUCCCGGAGCCGAUUUCCGCUUUCGACACGAGCCAAGACAAGCCGACGUCUUCCUGCUGGAAGCCAGCCGAGGCGGGGGCAUGCAGACAAGGCCGGGUGUUGGUGCCCACUUUGGAGGCGCGCUCCUCGGACCCCAGCCUCUUGGCCCCAUGGAAAUUCCGUCACUAGAAAGGCUGCUGCCUGUAGGGCCCAUGCCCACACGCCAGCCUUUGGACACACGGAGCAGCCCUGGAUCACCCGCACGCCGACUUAAGGCGCGAUCGCAGAGCACCGACACCAAUCUGGUCACAAAGCACAGUGAUCCUGACCUCCUCGCACGAGUGCGGCUUGCCAGCACUGAACACAUCUUCACUUUUCCUGACAUCCAAGCAGUUGAGCCGCAGACAACUCGGAAGGACUCUCCGGUGGUUGAAAAAGCCCACCCCUCCGCUAAUUCACCCCAGCGGCAACCGCCAGCACAGACAGCCGGUGUUUCCGCCACUCCGUCAGAAGAGGGCAGCAAAGGCAGCAAAGGUGGCACGGAAGCAGCCGCAGAUGCUGCCUCAAAGGAGCGGGUGCGUCCUCAGGAGCACUCGAUCAGCGGAGGACUCAUCGACAUGCUUGUGAAGGACGUCAUCCUGGACAAGGUGCUGAGUGCCGCCGGAAGGGUGGAGACCGCCUUCCUUACCCACGGCUCCAACAGCCUCGAGGUCAAGGACGAUGAGGACGCUGCACCCCAUCCCGAGAAAGGAGCAAGUGACGAAGCCCGCACACGGCUUCACUACCGCCCCCGCAAGCAGCGCAAAUCUGGCCUGAGCACUGUCGAGAUUCAGCGUACCCUCGACGCUCGAGGAGGGGCUGCCAGGCGGGCACGCAAGUCAGAGCCAAGCAGUGGUGGCCCAACCCCGAGUAAACGACGCCCUGGGAGCAGUGGAGGUGGCGGCGGAGGACGGGCGGCGGUUGAGGAGGCUGUUCCCGAACGCUGUCCCGAAUGCGCCCUCGCUCUGGAACACUACAGCGAUGAAGAGCUGGGCCUCUGCAUUGUGCUGCUGGCCACAUUUGUGCACCGGCAGCCUGCCCUAGCUGCGCCCCUGCUUCCAGAGAUUCUGCGACUGGUUGCCAAGGUUGCUUCACAAGUAUACUAUCCAUGGCAGCAUGAAAGCAAUGUUCACCUGCCGGGCGGUUGCAAGAGCAUCGCACGCCAGUUCAUUAGGUGCACCUUGCACCAACUCUCCACCAAUGGAAUCUUUCAGCAGAUUUUCACUGGUAAUUUUGAUGCGGAUUUCUUCAAGGUAAUGGCUGCUGCCCUUGCAGACUUUAAUGAACUCAACCAAAUGCAGCCUCUGAUGAUACUAUUUGAGGAGCUCACUGAACGCAAGCAUGUGGCUGGAGAGCAGCUGCUGCAGGUGCUGGGCAAUGUGGCCACCUACCUGGAGUGCCUGCCUCCCGAGGGGAAUGCGCUCCUGUGGACCGCUUUCUUGCCACAGCUGGACGCUCUGCUUAGAAAGCUGCUGCUGUCCCUGCCACCCGCCGCACCCCCCUCUUCUUCCGGGGGCAGUGGUGGUGGCAGUGCUCCCUCCGGCGCGGCUCCCCUGGGCACCCCGCUGGAGCCCCUGCUCAGACUGCUUCUCUGUGUGCUUCGUGUGCCCACUGUCAACACGUGCAAGUCUAUCUUGGACCCAUUCUCGAAGAUACUUAGCUACGCCAUCCAACACUCUCUCAUCCAAUACCAGCAACUCCUGGAACUGUGCCACCUAUGUAACCGCAACAUGUCGAGGGAGAGAGAUAAGCUAGUCUUCACACGAACAGUAGUUUUCGAGCUUGUACAGGCACUCAAAUUCAAGUCUGCCAUUCCUGAUGAAAACUUGCUUGUUCUUGUGCAGUUUGUGCUUCAGGAUACUGGUGGCGUCCUAAGUCCAAAUGUGAUUGUUGAAGACCUUUUACUUCCCCAAGACCUCCAGAAUACUUACAACACAGGAGCGAGCGAGUGCAUGCGCCAAAAUCUCAAUGAGGUGCUGGAAUUUGUGGCUGAUGUCCAUGCUCUUAUACGUAUCAAGAGCAACUUCCAUGGCACAGCGAGUCGUCUGAACGAAGAGACCUUGGGAGGACAAGUGAAAGCGGGCAUGGCCCAAUACCUGGCCUUAGAGAUCACACGGGGAAAUGGCAGGGAUAAUCGUGCAAUUGGGAAGUACCUGCCAUGGCUGUACCAUCCACCCUCCUCAUUGCAGCAAGGUCCCAAGGAGUUCAUCGACUGCGUAGCGCACAUCCGCCUGCUUUCAUGGCUCCUGGUUGGAGCACUGAUGCACAGCGCCCUGCUUGGCAACACUGCAAACCUUGUGUGCCAGCCCAUACCACUGGAAGCCAAUGGCCACAUAGCCGACCACAUCCAAGUCAUCCUUGCUGGCUUCGCUGAGCAGUCCAAGGCCUCUGUUCUCCACAUGUCAUCAUUGUUUCACGCAUUCAUCCUCUGUCAGCUGUGGACCAUGUACUGCGAACACAUGGUGUCGCUGAACCCUCCUGGCAGCGAACAGAGCCAGCUGUGCACCCUGACCUUGACGGACUUCUGGAUUAAGAUCACACCUGGCAUCCUUCAACUCGUGUGCCAUUCUAAAGUGUUGGCAGAAAUGGUGAGCCUGCAUUUUUUGAGCUUGAUGGAAGCAUUGCUGGAAUGCAACUCUACAGUCCUCGCAAGGCUCCUUCCUAUGUGGACACCAGUACUGUACAGCUACCAGGGACAGUUGCCGAGCCAGUUGAAGGUGCGGCUGCAGGCUUGUCUCGACUGGCUGCCACCAGUGCAGACGCGGGAAGAGGCCACCUUUGUGAGCAGCAAUUUCCUGAAGUGGCUACAACGAAUCCAAUUCAAGAUGGGCCAGAUCGAGCUUCAGUCCUCGGCUGCCACUCAGUUCUAUUCUGUCUGAAUUCUCAGUUGUGUCUUCCACAGGUGCCACACAACCCGGUGACACACCAGUCACUCAUUUCGUAGGCGUGAACACUACGUGACUGUGAUUUUGUCAAAACAAGUUGAAUACGCAUUUAAAACAUUUUUCUUGAUCAAAGUGAGGGAACAGUAUUGAAAGAAUGAUAUUUAACACUGAAUAUCAAAAUAAGAAUAAUGGUGUUGGGCUGAUUAACUUUCAGUACUCAUACUUACCUAUCAAGUCAGUGUGAAAGAAACUGAUUAAGUAACUAUAUGCCUUUUAUGCCUGACUGUAAGGGGGCAUGAGCAAUAAUGCGUAUUAAUAGCACAGAAAAUCGGGAAGGUUUCAUUUUCAUCAUUGUUGCGAGGCACAUGAAAGAGCUAAUUUCUUGAUUGUGCUUGUGAAAAAAUCUCCAGACUAAUGACUUGUAAUACAGACCAUGGAUGGUUUGUUCGUUCUUCUAGCCUUUGCAGACCUGCAAAGCUGUUGUGUCAACGUUACGUUUCACUUUCUUUUGAGGGAUGUGCAAGCAAGGCACAGUGGUAAGGCAGCCAUUGCAGAAUGGCAUGAAGGUGUUUUGCGCAUCCCUAAGGCAAUUGUACUUGGCAAUUUUAAUUGCUCUGAGUACAAGUGAUUUUGGGACAAGCUGUGCAUUGCCGUUGUGCAACAGCCCAAGUAAGUGUUCCAAAAGGACUGAUAUGACACAUCUGUUGUUUCGCAUUCAUAGCCGCAUCCUUUGAGUUGCAUGUGGUGGGUGUGGUGUCUGUUGUCAUUUCUUUUAGCCAGGUCCUUUUUCAAGAGAUGCGAGUUGUGAACCAAUGAGAGAAGCGAUGAGGACAGCAGGGCCAUAAGCUAUGUGUCAUUGGCCACUGACUUGGGUCGUAACCUGGCCCUUGUGUCGGGAAGCUUGCUACCACGAAGGCACUGUCAAAGGCAUUUGCCAGAUUGCUUUUCAUAGCUACAUGUAGGUCAGAUGCUUUGUCUAUAUAUACAGUAAUUACGCUGCUUGUUUGUUCUUGCACAAACAUGUCUGUUAGAUAUUACAGCUUGCACUUAACGCUAGUGAUACGUUAUAAGCUCGCCUACGCUUGGCUGCUGGGAGCUGCCAGUUUUCCACAUUGUUGAGAAUGAUGACGUUGUGACUGAAGCGUAUGGAACUACAAAGUGGAGGAAAGAGUUUUACCAAACGGUGCCAUGUGGGUGGUUGGCUGCCGUGCUCAAAUGUUACACAUGUUAUUGGCGUGAAUACUGGAGAAAGAAUGUCGGCAGGCUGAGCUGUAACCCACUGUUCCACAAGCACUGGUGAUACCUAUGGUUUCCAGUGACAAUAGAUGGUCUCGUGACCGUUACUCAUGUAUACAACACCACUGGACAAAUACGGCAAGGAAGGCAAAUUUAUGUGCCAAUGCAAGACAUCAGCAAAAUUAGCAAUUCUUUUUAUAUUUUAUUAACUAUGCUACAAGUUACAUUUGCCUGGAAGUUGAGUAAACCAUGCCUUGGCUAACUUCAUUUAUUGUCAUGGUUAUGUAUCUGUGCAAAACUUUAACAAAGGUCCUAUGGCAAAGAAGAUCCAAACAUAAAAAGAUACAGAUCAUGGAGGCAUCUGUUUAUAGUUCUGGAUCCUGCUAAACUGAUCAUUAUGUGUGUCAGAUUUGCAACAACAGUUGUAUGAGUCAGUCUAUACUAUUUUUUUUUUAAUUUUCACUCAUUAUGUAUUUCACUGAGAUUUCCUUUUCUUUCUACUGAUGACAUGCCCUGCCUGUCUAGUUAUGAUCACUUACAAAAGCCUUAAUUAGUGCUCAAAAGACAUAAAAUGCUUUUGAAACUUGUCUGAAUUGUUACUAAAGGCUGUUUCGUAUGUCGUUUUGCGAUUCUCAGUGGUUUUUGCAUAUUGUUAGUGGUGUUGUGAUCUAUGAGCGUUGCAUCGAGUGUAACAAAAUGUUACAGGCAGCAGCUAUGCAAAUGUCAUUUUGGUAUCGUUCGCGUUGCUGUAGUUGCAGCUUGCUUGUGGUGAUAUAUUACUGGCAGCUGUCAAUUAUGUAUCAGUCAUAGGAGUAUCAUGCAAAAUAAAAUGCCUAGCUGGUGCAUACUAUA